AACCCUAAAAAAAACCCAUUUUGUAGCUCUAAUCGUAUGAAAGAAACCGAGUGAAAGGGAGUAAGGAAGUGAAGUCUGGUAAGGAAGAAAGGAAACCAAACGAGAUGUCGACGCUUCAGCUCCGAAAUCUGAACGAGCUUUUCUCGACGUCGUCGUCUCCAAUUUCCACCCCGUUUCACUACCGGAAGCCAUUCUCUUCUUCUCCAGCUCCCCAACGAACAUGCGUUCCUCAGAGCAGCAGGCGAAGAACUACCCUCAAAAGACACCGUUUAGGUGUUGUAAGCUGUUCCUUUGCUCCAAUGGAGACCGCCAAGAUUAAGGUGGUUGGUGUUGGUGGGGGUGGUAACAAUGCCGUAAAUCGUAUGAUUGGUAGCGGUUUACAGGGUGUCGACUUCUAUGCCAUAAACACAGAUUCUCAAGCUCUAUUGCAGUCUGCUGCUGAGAACCCACUUCAAAUUGGAGAGCUUCUGACUCGUGGGCUAGGUACUGGUGGGAAUCCACUUUUGGGAGAACAAGCUGCUGAGGAAUCAAAAGAGGCCAUUGCAAAUGCCCUUAAGGGUUCAGAUCUUGUGUUUAUAACAGCUGGUAUGGGUGGAGGUACAGGAUCUGGUGCCGCCCCAGUUGUUGCUCAAAUAUCGAAAGAGGCUGGUUAUUUGACUGUUGGUGUGGUUACCUACCCUUUCAGCUUUGAAGGGCGUAAAAGAUCCAUGCAGGCACUGGAGGCUAUUGAGAAGUUGCAGAAAAAUGUGGACACUCUUAUAGUGAUUCCCAAUGACCGCCUACUUGCUAUUUCAGAUGAGCAGACACCUCUUCAGGAUGCUUUCCUUCUUGCUGAUGAUGUUCUACGUCAAGGUGUACAAGGAAUUUCAGAUAUAAUCACAAUUCCAGGACUAGUUAAUGUGGAUUUUGCAGAUGUUAAGGCAGUUAUGAAAGACUCUGGAACUGCAAUGCUGGGGGUAGGAGUUUCCUCCAGCAAAAACCGUGCUGAAGAAGCUGCUGAACAAGCUACAUUGGCUCCACUUAUUGGGUCUUCAAUUCAGUCAGCUACUGGUGUAGUGUACAAUAUUACAGGCGGAAGAGACAUAACCCUGCAGGAAGUGAACAGAGUAUCCCAGGUUGUGACGAGCUUGGCAGAUCCUUCUGCUAACAUAAUAUUUGGAGCUGUUGUAGAUGACCGAUAUAAUGGUGAAAUUCAUGUGACUAUUAUCGCCACAGGCUUCUCACAGUCGUUUCAGAAGACCCUAUUAACAGACCCCAGGGCAGCUAAACUAGUUGAUAAAGUUGCAGGAGGCCAAGAGAGCAAGGGAACCCUUCCCCUCAAUGCACUAACAGCGCCUUCGACUGUUCCAUCAAGAUCACCUCCACGAAAGCUUUUCUUUUAAUUCCUUUUUAUGAUUCUCUUGCCCUUUUUUUCCCUGUGCUUUUUCAAUGAUAAAUAGAGUCUUCUGAUAAUAUUUUUCUGGAUGGAAGUGCCAGUGUUUGGCUUCUCCAAAGUUUGUAAUUAAGGUAACGAAAAGAGCAAAUGUAGAUCAUUUGAUGUAAGAAAUGAAACUGCAACGAAACCAAUGGUUUUAAAAUAUAAGUAAAUUCUUCCAAGUUUCUUUC
This is a messenger RNA of Humulus lupulus (European hop), 1605 nucleotides long. RefSeq names its product cell division protein FtsZ homolog 1, chloroplastic. Gene Ontology annotation, cellular component: cell division site; cytoplasm; microtubule. Gene Ontology annotation, molecular function: GTP binding; GTPase activity. The coding region runs from base 105 to 1382 and encodes 425 amino acids. Gene Ontology annotation, biological process: microtubule-based process; chloroplast fission; cell division. The transcript is spliced from 6 exons. Lineage: Eukaryota; Viridiplantae; Streptophyta; Magnoliopsida; Rosales; Cannabaceae. The record is from RefSeq and is a predicted model, not a curated record.